AAAACGCGUACAAUCCCUGCGAAAGGAACUGGACUAUCUCAAAGCGACAGAGUGGAGAUAUCAAUCCAUAGAUCGAUACUUAGAUAGGAGCCAGAGGAAUUAAAGAUGUUGUCGUUAAUGUAUAACGGGAUUCAAUAUGCUAUGAGCUAUGUGUAUUCAAAUGAGACUGCAAAGAAUACAGAUGAAGAAAUAAAUGAAGUUAUAUCUCGUAUAGAGCUCGCAAGUAAGACUAAUACGGAUAAAACUGAAAAGAAAGAAGAAGCACUGAACGAAGAAGGAUGUUAUUACAAGACGGGAAGUAUUACCCAGAUCUCUACAGAUUGCAUCCUUAUAGAUGAUUCCUAUACAUAUGAUAUAAUCGAUGACUCGACUAAUAAUCUCAAAGUAGGUGAUAAGAUUUACUACCUGUUGUAUCUGCGGGAUCCAAAUGCAAAGCCAAAAGUACGAAAAAUUAUCUGUGUAACAGAUGACGACUGGAAUAAUGAAAACAUUAAUGUGAAAAACGAUGUCCACACUUAUAUGACAUCAAGGAAUAUAGUUGUUAAAGUGACAAAACGCGAAGGUCGAAUCACCAUUGUCGAACCAAAUAAUAUUCGCGUUGAUUUGUGCACAGUGCGAUCCGACUUCAUUCCCCUAAUUGGUGAUUGGUUGGUAUUAGACUGUUUAGUCGAAUUGAACAAUGAAUCUGAAGAUUGGAUGGGCGAAAUCUUAGAGAUUAAUGGAAUCAAACCGUUGCGAUCUCAAUUAAAUUGUGGUGUAAUAUCAAAGUACAAUCCAGAGAACAAGGUGGGAGUAAUUAAUAAUAAUAUAAUUUUUUAUAAACGCUUGUGUGAUGUGGGUUACAUUCCCUGCGUUGGUGACAAAGUAGUGACUGAAAGCAUAGAAAGUGAUCAAGGACAGUACAAAUGGAGAUCGUUGACUGUAAUUCCAUUAAUACAGGUUCCAAAAAAUGUAAUUGAAUUAACAACAAACAAUAUUCCUCCUUCCAUAUUAGAUACCGAAUUAUUAAAAAAUAAAUAUGGUAUUGUCAUAGACGACAAAUUAGAAUUCAAUUUGGGCAUAGGAGAAGAGGGUACUCUGGAGGUUUUGAUACAAAAUAAUGCCAGUUAUGCUCAUUUAUUGCAAAGUAGUUCCUUUGUGCCACAGAAGACUCCAUCUCAGUUGUCACUAGAAUCACCGAUAUGUACAAAUAUUAGCACAGUGAUAAAUCCUUCAGAAAGCGUUACUUACACAUUCAAAUGCAAACCACAAUUUAUUGGUAUGUCCGAGGAACAAUUUAUCUUUAAUUUCAAAGACUUUAAGAUAGCUAGAGUGUUUCAUAUAAAUAUUAAUACAAAGAACAUUUCACAAAAAUUCAAUUCCGCAUCUAAUCAACAAAAGAAGGAGAAAUUUUGUUUACCUGACUUGAAUGAGUUAAUUGAAACUACAUGUAUCCCUGGAGUAAGACCAUCUAAACCACCUGCAUUUAUCAAAAUACGCAAUGGAAUCUUCAAAAUACCACGAUACAUUUGGAAUACAGUCUAUGAUAUUAUGCAGAAUAAACUGUCACAGACAGAACGCGAAAUCGUUAUUGGAGAUCGGAUACCUUGUCUUCAAACAGACCUUUCCUUUGAGAGAUAUAAAGAUCGUUUUCAUAUUUUAUUGUUUCUGGAAGAAAUAGGUCUAACAAUAUAUGUACAAAGAUACAACAUGAAAAGUGCGAUUCUGCGACGAUGCGGUGAUUAUCUUAUGCUUGAAGUGCCAGGAUUAGCAGAAAAACGACCUUCCCUCAUGGUUGGUGAUAAAGUUUUAGUAUCUUUUCAGUGGGAUAGCUCUAAAGAAAACCUAAAAUACGAAGGCUUUAUUCACAAAAUGAAAAGCACAGAAAUCUUUUUGAAAUUUAACCAAAAGUUUCAUCAUGAAUACAAUGGCGAGGAUUGUCAAGUGUCAUUUAUGAUGUCGAAUGCUUCUUUUCAACGUUGUCACAAUGCUAUUAAUUUAGCUCUCAACCGUCUUGGACCUGAUAUUUUAUUUCCUACCCGAGUAGUGCAAAAAGAGCCACAAUUCUAUUUAGAAGAAAAUGAAAACGAAGAAAAAUCCAUUGAUGUGCAACUUCGUCACAAUGAAUCUAUUUCUUCUAACAAUUCCAGUUCCUCUAUCACUUCUGUCAGUGAUACUUCUAAUAAUACUAUUAAAAGAUUUCCAAGGAUGUCAGUAGCGGAUAGACUUUCCAAUGUUAAAUCAGUUAAAUCAGUAUUUAAAAAUCCAAUGUCACCUACUAGAAUGAAAAUGAAUCCGAAUUUUGAAAUGAAUUUGGCAAGUGCCAACGAUGGCAAAAUUAAUAUUGCUGAUGCCACAAUUUCCAGGACGCCAAAUGGAUCGAUCACUCAAACUAAUGAUGAACUAAAACCAUAUAUUAUUCAAAUAAAGAAACGAAAAUUAAAUUGGUUCAAUAAAAAAUUGAAUUAUUAUCAAAAGGAAGCUGUGAAAAACAUAAUAUUGGGAUUAGCGCGUCCACUACCCUACGUUAUAUUUGGCCCGCCUGGAACAGGAAAGACAGUGACUAUAUGCGAGACAAUCUUACAAAUUUUAACCGUAAUUCCCGAAAGUAGACUUCUUGUAGCAACGCCGUCGAACAGCUCGGCUAACUUAAUAGCGGAACGCUUAUUAGAUAGUAACAUACUUAAACCAGGUGAUAUGGUUCGACUGAUAGCUUACCAUUGCUUGAAUAGCAAUAUUAUACCUGAGGAACUAUUGCCUUACUGUGCCACAGCGGAAUUAGCUGAGGAAGGAACAGAUGAUCGUUUUUAUCAUCAUAAAAACGGAAUGAAAAUGAACUGCACCAUGUCCGUACUGGGUCGCCAUAGAAUUACUAUCGGCACUUGCAACAUAUUGGGAGUAUUGCACAACAUGGGUUUUCCUCGUGGUCAUUUCUCGCAUAUUCUAGUCGACGAGGCGGGUCAAGCGACUGAGCCAGAGAUCAUGAUUCCCUUAAAUUUUAUUCAUUCUGAUUACGGUCAAGUGAUACUCGCAGGCGAUCCAAUGCAACUUGGGCCUGUCGUGCAAAGCCAAUUAGCGUCAUUUUUUGGACUCGGUGUGUCAUUCCUUUCAAGACUUUUACAACAAUUUCCUUACCAAAGAGACCCUGACGGAUUCGAGACCGGCUAUGAUCCCAGACUCGUUACGAAACUUGUAAUGAACUAUCGCAGCUUACCAGAAAUACUGCAUCUACCAAACAUGCUAUUUUAUGAAUCAGAAUUACAGCCGCAAUUGUCGUCUAAAAAUAGUGAGGAAGCUAAACUAUUGGAAAUGUUGAGAGCAGAGCUGCCCGAGAAAGAGGGAUCACCACCAGCCAUAAUCUUUCAUGGGGUCAGUGGUGAGAACUAUCAAGAUUUUGAGAGUCCAAGCUGGUACAAUCCCGAAGAAGCUGCACAAGUAUAUCUGUAUUUGUCGAAGUUGUAUAAAUGUGGGCUUGAACCGGAUGAUAUAGGAAUUAUAACUCCUUAUUAUAAACAGGUGGUGCAAAUCCGAGAUCUGUUGUUGGAGCUAAAUCUUAAGUUACCAAAAAUCAGCUCUGUGGAAGGAUUUCAAGGUCAAGAAAGAAAAGUAAUUAUUAUUUCGGCUGUCAGAUCGUGUAAUAAUUUAGUUGAUGAGGACCUCAAGCACUCCCUAGGCUUUGUUGCUUCACCCACUAGACUCAACGUCGCAAUUACUCGUGCUCGCGCUUUACUUAUUAUCCUAGGAAAUCCGAAAUUACUCGUUUUAGAUCCGUAUUGGAGGAGCCUUCUGACAUAUUGUAUUGAUUGUGGUGGAUAUACGGGAUGUAACUUUUCACUUUCGUAACAAAUCUACAAAACACGUAAAAAUA
Messenger RNA from Trachymyrmex septentrionalis, 3847 nucleotides. It is a transcript of the gene armi, whose product is annotated as probable RNA helicase armi. NCBI's taxonomy places the organism in Eukaryota, Metazoa, Arthropoda, Insecta, Hymenoptera, Formicidae. Gene Ontology annotation, molecular function: helicase activity. The transcript is spliced from 7 exons. Bases 106 to 3822 code for a protein of 1238 amino acids. The record is from RefSeq and is a predicted model, not a curated record.